GGGGGAAAUACAGUCACUUCCCUCUGAGAGCGAGGCGGGAGGAUGAUGCUGGGUGGGCUACCCGCACGUGAGAGCCAGUGGCACCGAGAGGGCGCAGCGGCGGCGAAGAAGAAGGCGCGCGUGGGAGGAUCGGGCUAACUUCGUCACGGACGCUACCAACUCGCGUUCGGAGGAGGGGGGAAGCGUGUCAUCACUACCUUGCGCGCUUGGGAGAAGCUACCACUCACCUGGAGGGGGCGGUGGAGCGGAGGGCGGGCCCUACCAACGUGGGGAGAAAGGGGCGUGGACCCGCAGAAGCUACUUUACCAACCCUCGCUGAACCUUAGAGGAAAGCCGCGACUGCGCGUCCGGCGAAGGAAGCCGAGGUGCUGGGCUACCCUGGCGGCAGGGUCAGAGGUCUUGAGGGGCGGAUGGAGGUCUGGAGAGCCCUGGGCAACGCCCUGCGUGGACCGAAAUUCCUUGUGAGGACGAUGAUAAGGAGCAGGUUUUCAGUUCAUAAGUGCAAGCGCUGGUGAGGCGGGAAACCCAGGUGGGACAAGGAUUUUUGGAGGGAGGUCAUAGGGCACGAAGUUGUGCCUGCAGCUGUUACCAUAGAAACCGGGGACCGGAUGUGGCGAUCUUAGGAUGCGACAGCUCUCUCUUAUCAGGCCUUCUGGCCCGAGAGCCUUUCAACUCUAUGGCACACUAUGAGGAGCCGGCUGUGGGGUUUUUUUCAGCGAGAAGAGAAGCGAGCAACUUUCUCAAAGCAUUUAUAGAAACGCGGCAAAGAAAACGUCUGAGAUUGCCACCAUGCCUGGCAGAGACCGAGGGAGGCGGCUGAUUUGAGAACGAGCCGCACAAAUGGUCCCCGCAGCCUUCCGGAAGUGAAAUGGCGGGAGUCUCAGCCUCACUGUCCAUCGCCCCCCCCGGAAGCGGAAACGGAAUCCCAGCGUGCCCCUUCCUCACUGCCCUCCAAAUCCCGCUGCAGCCAUUGCCGCAACCACGAUGCCGAAACGAAAGAAGCAGAAUCAGCAGCAGCAGCAGCCGCAGCAACAGCCUCCACUACCAGAGCAGGAAGAGAUUGGAGACGAGGAGGAUGGGAGUCCCAUCGGACCACCCAGCCUUCUGGGCCCUCCCCCCAUGGCCAAUGGAAAGCCUGGCGACCCCAAGUCAGCUCUUCACAGAGGUCCUCCGGGAUCAAGGGGACCAAUAAUCCCACCGCUGCUGAGUCUCCCACCUCCUCCCCGGGGCAGAGGUCCAAUUCGGGGAGGCCUAGGCCCCAGGUCUGGCCCAUACGGUCGUGGUUGGUGGGGAGUCAAUGCUGAACCUCCUUUUCCUGGACCAGGCCAUGGAGGUCCCUCCAGGGGAGGCUUUCACAAAGAGCAGAGAAACCCUCGAAGGCUCAAAAGCUGGUCUCUUAUCAAGAAUACCUGCCCACCCAAGGAUGGACCCCAGGUUAUGGAAGACAAAUCCGACCGCCCUGUCUGCCGACACUUUGCCAAAAAGGGCCACUGUCGAUACGAGGACCUCUGUGCCUUCUACCACCCAGGCGUCAAUGGACCUCCUCUGUGAGAUUGUGCCUUCCCAUCCAGGCUGGAAGGAGCCCUCUGACCUAGCGGCCAUACACUUCCCUGGGGCCCUGAGAUGGCUACUGUGAGGUGGUUCCACUCACUACCCUCAGUCAGUGACGCCCACCCCCAUCGCCACCUCCCCAACUUGGGGUCCAGAGUUGUUCCAUCGCUGGUGCGCGGUGUGCACUCUUCUGAUCCCGCUUCCAGAGACUCGUCUUCAGGACCCCAUCUUCGUUCCAUUCAACUGCCUCCUGGAUCCUUUUCCCCCUCGCCGACUGACUGCGGAACAGGAAACCUCUUUGGUGCUGUUUCUUGUGCAUCUGUCUGCCCAGCCCCCGGGAUUGCCCUGGAUUCCUGAGAGCCCUGGAGCAGUUUCCUGCCAAUCCCUUCUUCUAGCUACUUGUUUGAAGUUCUUUUUACGUGACAGCCCCUACCCGCAAUGUUGUCAGCUGCUCCGUGACACUCACCAGGUCAUCUGACCUGGAGUCAAGUGUGAAUGGCUUGUCCAGAGUUACUCCCCGAGAGGCCACUCUCCCUGCUUCUGGAUUUCGUAGUUUCUGCGUCAGUAGCAUGAUCCCCACCGCUAUGGUCUGUGAUCACUGUGCUUUGUGAAACUGUGCAUCCCCCGUAGCCUUUCUCGGUGUCUGUGGCAUUUUUGUGACUUCCCAACACUAGAGUAAGUUUUUCUGCCAAAACAAGUGGGGCCGUCGGUGCCCUCUAGACUUCCCCACCUCCCAACAUGGGAGAAUUGUGAAACUUCACACAAGACUGCCUCCCUGGUCCUGCUCGUUCCUCUCCUGGUGUCGGUUUCUCUGGGUUUGACACAGGCCCGAGAGAUGUCCUCCAAAGCCUCAGAUGGGCCUACCCUGUCUCCUCUCCAGCCCGUUUUAGUUAAACUACUUCAUUGUGAGGCCACCAGCCCUUUCGUUUGAAUUCUGUGAAUCUCCACCUGGCCUACCUGUGGGUGGAACUUGGAUAGUACUGUCGCCCUCUUCCAACCUUCUUCCCCUGCAUCCCUGGCACUGGUUGUUUUCUGUGAAAACGGCAGUGAACAGGCUCAGUUUUGAACUGUCCCUGAGGAAAUGGGUCAGGAGUUGUGUGGGCAAGAGGGAGGGGUGAGAGCUGUCGGAGAACUGAGAAUGAAUUUUUUUUUAACAUUUUUUACAUUAGUAAUAAACACAGUGGAAACAAACAUUUUCUUUAA
Messenger RNA from Vicugna pacos (alpaca), 2754 nucleotides. It is a transcript of the gene PRR3, whose product is annotated as proline rich 3. The record is from RefSeq and is a predicted model, not a curated record. NCBI's taxonomy places the organism in Eukaryota, Metazoa, Chordata, Mammalia, Artiodactyla, Camelidae. Gene Ontology annotation, molecular function: RNA binding; metal ion binding.